AUGACCCACGACAGCGCUUUCUUCAUUAGCGUGGAAAAACUUGAUAACCACAUCAUAAUGCUUAUCAACCAGAUCCACUCAGAGCCCAGCAAGCCCAUUAUAAAGACAAGAGGCACUGGACCUCUAAUCUCGAGCUGUUUGGCUUCAGACACAAUCAGCCCUUCACAACAGCAUCUUGCAUUGAAGCAGCACCGGUUCAUCAUGGCAGAUACACGGCUUUUCCAGUCUAUGAAGAUCGGCCGAGUCGAGUUGAGACAUCGGGUGGUUAUGGCUCCUUUGACCCGGCUGAGAGCUGGUCUAGACCAUGCUCCCUUAUCUAUCGCCAAAGAAUACUACACACAGCGCGCCUCAACGCCCGGCACGUUAAUCAUCGCGGAGGCGACCAUGCCAUCAGAAACCCAUUGUGGAUCUGCUUACUCUCCAGGGAUCUGGACGAGUGCUCAGAUAAGGGCCUGGAAAGAUAUCACGGACGCGGUACACUCCAAGGAUUGCUCUAUAUUCUUGCAGAUAUGUGCGCCUGGGCGUGCGGCUGCGGAUCCCUAUCCUUGUUACAGUUCAAGUGCCAUCGCGAUUGAUUCGAGUAGUCGCACCCCUAAAGAAAUGUCGGAGGCUGAGAUAUGGGCAUGCAUUGCGGAUUUUGCGACUGCGGCCAAGAAUGCAAUCGCCGCGGGCUUUGAUGGGGUGGAACUGCACGCAGCAAACGGCUAUUUGAUCGACCAGUUCAUUCAAGACACCUGCAAUAAACGAAGCGACUCGUGGGGUGGAUCAGUUGGGCACCGCUCAAGAUUUGCUCUCGAAACGACAAAGGCCGUCGUCGAUGCCGUUGGCAGUGACCGUGUGGGCAUUCGAUUCAGCCCAUGGAGCACUUUUCAAUCGAUGAGAAUGCAGGAUCCGGUACCUCAGUUUUCGCACCUGGUGAGGGAAUUGAAACGGUACGAGUUGGCGUAUUUGCACAUCAUCGAGUCUCGAGUAAACAACUGGACUGAUGUCGAGAAAGUGGAAGGAGUGGACUUCAUGUUGGACAUCUGGGGUCAGCAGUCACCGGUGCUAGUCGCCGGAGGGUUCACAUUAGAUUCCGCGACAAAGGCUGUGGAUGAAGAGUACUGCCAGUUCGAUGCGGCUGUGGUCUUUGGAAGAUAUUUCGUGUCAACACCGGAUCUUGUAUUUCGGUUACGAAACUGCCUGGACCCCAAUCUGUAUGAUCGGAGCACAUUUUAUACCCCAAUGAAGUCCGAAGGCUAUAUUGACUACCCAUUCAGCGAAGCUUAUCUUCGAAGUCAGGCCUAA
Molecule: messenger RNA, 1287 nt
Organism: Neoarthrinium moseri
Lineage: Eukaryota; Fungi; Ascomycota; Sordariomycetes; Amphisphaeriales; Apiosporaceae
Exons: 1
Coding region: 1-1287 (428 amino acids)
Molecular function (GO): FMN binding; NADPH dehydrogenase activity
Source: RefSeq, a predicted model, not a curated record